AUGGAUGAGGAGGAACUGGCGCUCAUCGACGAAGUGGUCAAAAGCGGCAGUUUUGAGAGGCAGACGUCGUUGACAAAGAGCACCGGUAGCAUAUCCGAAGCCAUUGAGCGGAAACGGACUCAAAGUAAUGUCUCGAAAGUGUCUAAAUUGAGUGCAAACCAAGACGUGUCCAAAACGGAUGAAACGAAAAAACGCAAGAAAAUGUCAAAACUGACUGAAUCUGAAAAAUCCGAAACCGGAUCAGUCAAGUGGAGUGUCUAUUGGGCGUACUUUGUCGCCUAG
This is a messenger RNA of Oppiella nova, 282 nucleotides long. The record is from the annotation of a GenBank genome assembly. NCBI's taxonomy places the organism in Eukaryota, Metazoa, Arthropoda, Arachnida, Sarcoptiformes, Oppiidae.